AUGGAGGCAGGUGUGAGGGGUGAAGGGGUAAAGGAGACUCCUCGGGUCUCCAGGGCAAGCGGUAGCAGCGGUGGGGCAGCGGCAGCGGCGGUGACUCUGCAUGCGGUGGUGGUGGACGUUCUGCUCGAGAUUCCAAGAAUUUUGAAUACUGGCUUAGAUGUGGAGACGCUGUCCAUUUGUGUACGGGUUUGUGAACAAGGCAUACCAGAAGUUUUAUCAUCAGUUGUAAAGGAACUUCGCAAGGCUGCUGAAGCACUAAAGGCUGCAGAAAACAUAAGCUGACUUUCUGGAGAAAUCCUACUAACACGUCAAGCACUGCGAGAGGAUUUGAAGACUGCAUUGUAGUCAAGAACGUACAAUGAAGUUACUGCACGCAGCGGCGUAGCAACAUUUUUUUUAAAGAAUUGUAAAACCGUAGCUGUAUGUAUCAAUGAAAAGCAGCUUACUCAGAGAACUAUCAGAUGUGUUUAUGUCACAUCUUAUUUUUCUAAACAGCUCCAAUGCUCUGGCAUUAUUACAGUGUUCAUAUCUACACAUUCUUUAUUUUUAGCUCUAGUAGCUUUAACUUUGAAGCUGUCUGUGGAUCAGGUGGGCACGUCCGCUGUGCCUGUUUGAAGGGGAGCGGAGCCCGUUAGGAGUCAUGUACCAGUUACGACUCGCUGACGUUUCCAUGAUAAACUUUAAAUUGUUCGUGCAGAAUAACUGCAUGUAUGUUGCACUGGACUGAAAGUUGACAGAAUUUCAACCACCAUUUGUGACUUUUGAUUUAGAGUCAUUAUUUAUAUCAGAAUCUUGUUUGUUUGUUUUCUUUUAAGGGCACAAAAACACUUCUUAUAAUCUGCUCUUCAACAAAAAAUAUAUCUUUUUUAAGCAUAAAGUUUGUCUGGCAGUUAAUAGUGAGAACCAGAUCAAUUUUCUAUUGGUUGAAAAAAUAAAACU
Phyllostomus discolor (pale spear-nosed bat) is the source of this 939-nucleotide messenger RNA. Its product is annotated as mitotic-spindle organizing protein 1-like. The record is from RefSeq and is a predicted model, not a curated record. Bases 1 to 282 code for a protein of 93 amino acids. NCBI's taxonomy places the organism in Eukaryota, Metazoa, Chordata, Mammalia, Chiroptera, Phyllostomidae. The transcript has 2 exons. Gene Ontology annotation, biological process: gamma-tubulin complex localization; microtubule nucleation by interphase microtubule organizing center; mitotic spindle assembly. Gene Ontology annotation, cellular component: spindle; centrosome; interphase microtubule organizing center.